Onychostoma macrolepis is the source of this 4723-nucleotide messenger RNA. It is a transcript of the gene stk11ip, whose product is annotated as serine/threonine kinase 11 interacting protein. Gene Ontology annotation, molecular function: protein binding. The transcript is spliced from 26 exons. The record is from RefSeq and is a predicted model, not a curated record. NCBI's taxonomy places the organism in Eukaryota, Metazoa, Chordata, Actinopteri, Cypriniformes, Cyprinidae. Bases 180 to 3704 code for a protein of 1174 amino acids. Gene Ontology annotation, biological process: intracellular protein localization. Gene Ontology annotation, cellular component: cytoplasm.
CUGUUUGGCGUCUUCGAGCCGCCGUAGCUUUAAGAAACAAGAUCAUAUGACGGCUAUCAGGAUGUCAACAAAUGUAAAAGGGAAUUAAACUGAACUAAUGCCAUGAAUCCCAAUACCAGUUCAAAACCGAGUAUAACGUUAUUUGGGGCAACUGGUCACGUGUUUCUUGAAGCAUAAGGAUGUCAUCCACUCAGGCCGGUCAGUCAACGGUUGUACACAGACUUGCCACAUUACUGCGAAAUAAUGGUGAAUCUAUACUGGAUGGUUCCAGUACUCUCACUCUGCAAGUGGGAUGUUUACAGCACCUGACACAACUUUUCGAAAGGCACCUUCUCUCACGAACACAUCAGCAUGGUUUUCUGGCCCUGCCGUCCCACCCAGCAGACACUGCCUCCCUGCUGGAAGUCCAGUUCCUUUUUGACAUGCUGCAGAAGACAGUAUCACUCAAGCUUGUUAAUCCACCUGGUGUGAAACUACAGUAUGUUGUGAAAAUCUUCCCUUUCAAGUCCCUCAAAAACUUAGAGCUCAAGCGUAUUCCUCCUCAUUGUCUGGAGGGUCUUAGAGGAGUGUAUUCUCAGCUGGAAGUCUUCACUUGCUCAAAAGGUGUCAGCUCUCUAGAGGAGCUUCUCUCUCUGUGUGGAGGUGAUCUCAGCUCAGCUUUACCCUGGUUAGAACUUCAUACCCUUAAUUUCAGUUACAAUUCCAUCUCCUGUCUUGACGAGUCACUAAGUCUGCUAAACGUCCUGAAGUGGCUUGACUUGAGCCACAACAAGAUCCAAGAUUGUGCUGAAUUUUUGAAGCCUAUUACUGAACUGGAGCAUCUGAAUUUAGCCUAUAAUAACCUCCAGAGAGCACCAGUGCUAGGCCUCAGUGCCCAAGCCAAACUCACAACCUUGAUCCUUAGAAACAAUGAACUGGAAACUAUCAAUGGGGUGGAGCAAUUGUCAUCACUUCAGUCUCUUGACCUGGCUUAUAACCUUCUUAUGGAGCAUUCUCAGUUGGCACCUCUGUCCCUCCUUCAUAAUCUCAAUACAUUAACUUUGGAAGGAAACCCUUUGUAUUUUCAGAAGACGCACAGGGUAUCGACUAUCCAACACCUCUCUCCACGAGCUGCUUGCCAAGGGCUCCAGCUGGAUGGAACCCCUCUGUCCCAGUCUGAUCUGCUGAUCUUACCUAAACCCGGACAGCUGGUUGGUCAGAUGUCCCACACUUCUCAACAAGUUUCUAUGGCACCUGACCAAGGAGGGCAGGAAGUGUCCAGUGGAGGUGGGGACAUGACUGACAGUCUGACUGUAAGCAUAUCAGGAGUGACCAGAGUUCGAAAGAGGAAACACGGAAACAAGGUAAAGGUGAGGAGAGCCAGUAUUUCAGAGCCCAGUGACACAGACCAUGAUGUCAGAGUGCAGUCUGCUUUACGAGAUAUUGUCCUCCCCCAUAAGGAGGAUAUUGAGAGAAUGGACAGUUUUCGAGAGCAGUUAGGAGAGGACUGGCUACGCUACCAGCAUCACCUUGAUGAUACUCCAGUCAACCCAGCUUUCCCAGUAGUGGACAUUGUAACCAUUAAAGUGAACACCAACGGCCGCUGUACACCCCCAUCCCCCCUGCUUAAGACUAACACACCUCCAACCAGUCUGGAAUUGCUCCCCCCUCCACUACUGUCCUCUGAACUGAAAGAGGAAGAGGACAAAGAAGAGUUGGAGAGCACAGACCUACAGCCUGAGACAGAGUCCACCUUGCAGUGCACAGGCCAUAGCCCCCCAAACACUGAAUCUACUCUUGAGACGAGUCUAGGAAACACUCCGGCUACAACUGAGGCCUACUCUGACCCAAAACCACCACCAGAGGAAGAUGAUGAUGAUAGAGGAGUGGACCUGUGCAGACCAAUGCUGGUGGGGCUGCUCUUAGAGGACGUGGAGAGAGAUCAGAAAAGGGCCUCUGAACCACUUUUCCUACGAGUGCGGCAGGGUCACCUGCUGGAGGUUGACAUGCACCAGGGGUGUGUUAAAACGCGAGUGGAACUAGAUAGUCUGCAGGAUGUCAUCGCCACUGAGGCCACCUGCACAGUGGAGAAGAUGGAGAUGACUCACCCAGCCCUGCAGCUCCACUUCCGGUACAUUAGCCGCGAAAGACGUAAACGUUGUUACAUAAUGUUGGAUGACAAGCCACAGGAAGCUUUACAGGUAUUAUUGGAGGUUCUCUCAAGAGUCGUGGAGGAAAACAAGCAGCAGGUGGAUGAGGAGAGACCAGAGACAGUUUGGCUACAGUGCCUAAAGUGUCAGACUGAGUUCUGCCAGCCAACCACUGAAUUCGACAGCAGCCUGAGUCACCUGGAUGAGCUAAGUAAUGACCAUUGUACUGUCAUCUGCUCAGAGUGCAAUAGUGACCAUGUAGUUCAGUUGGCUGCCCAAUCAGUUCCUUCCACCAGUACACCAUUUGAACAGAAUGAUGCCAGAUACUUCACCUUUGAUGACAGGGACAACACAGUUCAACUCAAGCACAAUGAGGCGUUGGUCCCAGGACAGUCUUUGCUAUCCCUUGACAGCCCUCUCCAUUCGACUCAGUAUUCAGAGGCCUCCACAGAGGGAGCUGCAGCUUACUUCCAUACAGCCCAUAGCUUCCUGUCUAAUUGUUUGACUAAUCAAAAUGAGACAUGGGUUGACCAGAGAACCUCUCAACUAAUCAACUUUAGCAUAACUGAUGGACAAGAUAGCUCAGAGGGGCUUAAGGAGAAGGUGGCUGACAAUUUCUGCUACAAUGGCUAUCAAAAACAUCAAGACCAACAGUCACCAAAGUGCACAGAGGGCUCCAAAAAUGCUCAGUUUGACCUGCUGUCAGAAACAGUGGACCAUCGGCUUCAGCUGUUCCUGGAUGUGGAAGUAUUUGGGGGAGAAGAGGAGCUUCGCUGCUUUUUAAAGAUGUCCAUUGUGAAGUUCGGGCAUGCAGCGGAGUUCCAUUCCCUUAUGGUUGUGUCGGACCAGUACAUCUACAUCUUAGAAAUAACCUCACAGUCUGAAGGGCAACCCUCAGACUGGCUGCGGAAGAGAGAAAGCCAUCGGUUGUGUGAACUCAGCUAUCUGGAGGUGGGUCUGGGGUCUCAGAGUAUCCACAUAGAGUUUGAUGAGGGUGCAGCAGCGUACACGCUACUAGUGCGAAGCAGUGCCCGCUGCAAAAGGUUCUUCAGCAAACUUACAGAAAUUGCAAGGGAAUUGGCCCCAAAGUCUGAAAGCAAGCUGAAGGGAAUCUCCACCACUCGGCUCAACCCACAGCACCACCUCUGGCAUCUAGUCUGUGAGGAUGCCCUGCCAUGUGAAGAAGACGACGGCCAUCCUCCUUUCCGGUACCUUUUAGCAUUCCUUCACCAAGUAGAUGGCUCUUUGGCCUCUGUGAGUGUACUAGCCACCAAAGAAAUGCUUUUUCUCCUUGAUGAAGACCACCAAUGGAGCAAGAGCCAACCUGAGGGCCAAAUGAGCAGUGGGAAGGUGACCGUUCAGGAAACUCAGCCAAUCAGUUGUGUCAGUUCCAUUCAUCUGUUUUCAUCAGAUCCAUGCCAGGUGGACCUAAAACUUUACGAUGAGAUGGCCAAGAAAGAAAAGACAUGGUCUUUACAUGCUGAAGAUGAAGAGCUGGUACAAGACCUGGUCAACUGGAUCACGAAUCAUUGGGAAACCAUGUUUGGGGUCAAACUGACUACUAUCAAGCAGUAACCACUAGCCACAGUGUUAAAGAAAAGCACCUACCUUACAUCAUGAAGAAUCCUGCCUAAACCUGCUUUUAAUCUGCAUUACUGUCUUUGUGUAAAUGUGGACUAUUUGUGUUUUUGUCUCUAUAUAAGCCCCAAAUUUCAUUAUUAUAUUUUCUUGGUUGUGCUCAUGCCUCCUCUAUAUACUAAUUGUGCAGUAACAAAGCUGCACAGAGUGCCUUUUUGGCUUUGUCACCAACCAACACCAACACACCUUAUAAUACGUAACUAUGCAUGCACAAACAGUUUAUUUGUAAAUAGGUUUCUUUGGAUGGUAUGAAUGUGGAAGUGAAGGUGUAUUUUUAUCUCAGGGUGAAAAGCCUUUCAAUGUGCUCUCAGAAAGGUUCAUAAUUGGGUUAUGCAGAUCACAGGAGAAUAACCGGUUUACUUGAGUGUUGGUGGUGUUAAUGCAAUGUUAGUUAAGACACAUUACUGAACUAAAAUACCCUCUCACUCUUUGAAACUUUGUUGAAGAUAUUUAUGAACUGUAUAGGUACACGACUCUUCGUAAUGAACUUGGACUUAAGUGUUUUGUGUUUAUUUGUUUUAUAAGAAAACAAGCAUAAAUCUAGCUCAUAAAUGUGAUGUGUAACCAUUGUUGUUUUUCCCCAAUAUUCUAUUCCAGCACUUGUACAGAGAGCAUAAAAAGGGAGCUAGUGAUUACACGUCAAAACUUAAUGGUCACAGGCAAAAGAAACCUCAAAUAGCUGUGAAGAGAAAAUUUAGUACAACCACGUGCAGUUUUGUGCCAAGUCGUUUGUGUCCCUCAGAUGUUCUGCACUUUUAUUUCUUGAAAUAAUUGAAAUGGCUUGAAAAAUAGUGAAAUGGCUUUGUUUUAUAAGUACAUGUUGUUAACAAAGUUGAAAGCAUAUUGUCAUUCAAUGUAAAAUGUAUUUAAUGAGUAUUUAUUCAUCUUUGUACUGGUCUCCAGUAGGGAAAUCAUAACUUUUAUUUUUGUAAACACAAUAAACUCUUUAAAUAUUA